Molecule: messenger RNA, 1640 nt
Organism: Tarenaya hassleriana
Lineage: Eukaryota; Viridiplantae; Streptophyta; Magnoliopsida; Brassicales; Cleomaceae
Product: mitogen-activated protein kinase kinase kinase 2-like
Exons: 1
Coding region: 44-1093 (349 amino acids)
Biological process (GO): protein phosphorylation
Molecular function (GO): protein kinase activity; ATP binding
Source: RefSeq, a predicted model, not a curated record
AAAACCUUUGUUUUUCUUCAGAAGUUUCCUUUGUCUUCUCCAAAUGGAAUGGACGAAGGGCAGAACAAUAGGCCGCGGCUCCUGCGCCACCGUAUCUGCCGCCACGUAUCACAACUCCUGCGAUAUCAUCGCCGUGAAAUCCGCCGAGCUCUCCCGGUCGGAGCUCUUGGAAAGAGAGGCCAAGAUUCUCUCAUCUCUGAGUUCUCCGUAUGUUGUCGGAUACAGGGGAUGUGGAAUUACCAAUAACCCCGAUGGCGUCGACACGUACAGUAUUCUCAUGGAGUACGCUCCGUACGGUACGGUGGCCGACAAGGCGGCAAAGAACGGCGGUGGGCUCGAAGAAAACUUGGUCGUGAAGUACACGCGCCACAUACUCUGCGGAUUAGAGUACCUUCACUCUAAAGGAAUCGCUCAUUGCGACAUCAAGGGGAGUAAUGUCCUGAUCGGAGAAAACGGCGACGCUAAGAUCGCGGACUUCGGGUGCGCCAAACGCGUCGACACGGAAUCUGACUCGGCCGAGACGGUUCGGGGUACGCCGGCAUUCAUGGCGCCGGAGGUGGCACGUGGGGAAAAACAGGGGAUGGAGAGCGAUAUAUGGGCCGUGGGCUGUACGGUCAUUGAGAUGGCCACCGGUUCACUGCCGUGGACGAUAGAUUCCGGCGACCCGGUUUCGGUUUUGUACCGGAUAGGAUAUUCCGGCGAGUCGCCGGAGAUACCUUGCUGCCUUACGGAACCAACAAAGGAUUUCUUGCAAAAGUGUCUCAAGAGACACCCAGAGGAGAGAUGGACGGCCAACCAACUUCUAAACCAUCCGUUUCUUGCUAAACCAGAUGCCAAAUCGGAUCCGGUUUCCGGUUCGAUGUCGAAUUCGCCGACGAGUGUGAUGGAUGAGUUGUUUUGGGGAUCGGUGGAGGAAGCCGAGGAAGAGGAGAAUCUGGACCGUCCAAAUGGGUGGGUGUCUCACGAGGAGAGGAUCGGACGGUUGUGGAGCGUUGGAAACGCGGGGCCCACAUGGGAUUUGGAGGGUGGUGAUUGGGUCACAGUGAGGAAGAGAUGCGACAGAACUCUGAUUGGUGGGUCCAUACGAAUUUAGAGAAAUUAGAUUAGGGUUUAGUGGGAAUUGUUCAUAUAAAUUUGUUUUCUGUAAUAAUAAUUCAUGAUAAAAAAAAAUUUAUUGUUUCGGAAGUAAUCGUUUUGUUUAAAAUUUUCAAAAUAAAAUUUUGGUCUUAUGAAUUUUUCUACUAUAAUUUUGGGAUGUAAUGGCAAUGGGGUUUAUUGAGAUGCCAACUUGUCUUUCUUGGUUUGGUCUGUUUGGUUAGGCGUCCGUAGGAAUCUUUUAACAAUUCCCAUUUUGUUAAUAAGUUUUAUGAAAAAAUAAAUCACAUUAUAAAUUACAAAGCAUAUAUAUAUAUAUAUAUAUAUAUAUAUAUAUGUAUAUAUAUAUCGAAACAACUGCGUUUCGAAUUCGAAUCUGUUUGUGGUGGAGGACGGAGCCGACAAAGUCAACAUUUGGAAAUGGGGGAAAAUAAAAUAUGUUUCACAUGCUCUCUACUCUAAUAAAGUACGGUGUCUCAACCAUGUCAUAAAUAUUGUAUUGUUUACUCGUUGGGUGGAAUUUCAGGCUCAAAAUUAUGUUUUUA